Scylla paramamosain (green mud crab) is the source of this 2970-nucleotide messenger RNA. RefSeq lists its product as uncharacterized. The coding region runs from base 133 to 1080 and encodes 315 amino acids. The record is from RefSeq and is a predicted model, not a curated record. The transcript has 8 exons. NCBI's taxonomy places the organism in Eukaryota, Metazoa, Arthropoda, Malacostraca, Decapoda, Portunidae.
CGCCUCUCCCUCCCUCAAUUAUUAAGAGCGGCAGCGCGUCCAAGGUUCCAGUAGCUCUGCUCCCGUGGCCCGACGCGCGCCUACUCCAGAACACCCCCCAGUGUCUCAGUGAUAACCCUCCCUGCCGUAUUCAUGGCCGCUGUCACAUUUACCACAGCUCUGGUCCUUCUGUCAGUUCUGAUUUCCAUGGCGUCGCCACCUGUACUGGCCCGGACCUUAGAAGAGGACGAGUCCUUUGAAGAGACAAUUUCUGCCUCCCUGAGCCUCUCUCCGCAGACGACAUGCUGCACUCGAGACCAGAAGAUGAAGACCAUCGGUAUUUCAGAUACUACGGGAGAACAGAUUGAGGUUGACGUGGGCCGCUGCCGGCGACGAUGCGGGGGCAAGAGGCAGCUGAAGAAACACGACGUGCAACGCCUCAUGUUAGAGAAUCCUGACGUGGACCCGCGUCUGCUGUUCCUGCUGCACUCCAGUCCCCGCGGGGAGCCCUCAUGUCCCGGGGAGGAAGUGUGCUCACCCUCAGCCUGGCGAGUGGAGAGGCUGGCCACUAUGGAGGGGACAGUAAGUGUGACGGUGACAGAGAGUUGUAACUGCCAUGCCCGUCCUCAUUCCUGCCGCCGCCAGCCGCGCCCUGUCACGCUCCACAAGGGCACACCUCUGCAGACCACGCUUGAUCUGGGAGACUGUCAGGGACAUUGUCCACACGAGCUGGGAUGCAGGGCCACGAAGUCCAGGACAGUGGCAGUGGAGGGACCCAACGGGUCAGAAUGUGUGACAGUGGUGGAUGAGUGCGGCUGUGAGGACUCUUGCUACCGCGCCUCGCUGCUGCAGCAUGUAUACAACUACACCUCCGCAGACGCCCCUCAGGCUCAGGUGAUUGACGUCGGCACUUGCAUAGGGGAGUGUGACAUCGUUCCAGAAGAUCAGUGCGUGACCAGGGAGUCGAGCGGAGGCUGCCUCAUGUCCCUGGUCAGGAGGAACUCCAGGUGUUCCCCGACAGGGCUCAACCAGGUGCAGGUGACCCAGCAAGACGGCACCACCCUCACUCUCUACACCGUGACUCGAUGUGGGUGCCUGUAACUGCCACGCGUUACCCGCUGCCGGGUGUCCCCGCCCCACUGGCGGCACACGGCCACGCAACCACGACCACCACUAUGAGAUUCGUAUUGGAUCUCUCUCCCAAAUAAGCACCUGGGCUUCAAAGAUAUGCGAACAGCAAGUUAAAAUAAAUCAGAACCUCGGUCUCAAUAGCAUAUAAGACAACAAAGACAACAAAAAGCUUGUUCAUCAGCCUACAAGUGUUUUUACGUGACGAAACAUUCUUCAUCGAUCGCCACCAUCUCUCCAUCCACAAAAAAGCGAUGUGUCCACAACAUAAAUUCGAACACAUGCAUGUGCGAGUAUUCAGUCAAUUGUCAACUCUGCUGGUGACUCAAACACCUGCUACAUUUUCUUCCCCAAUACACUGGCGGCUGCCCACUUCACGAGGUUCCGUCAGAAGUGACUAACUUUCCACGAGGUUCUCCUUCCAGAGUCUCCUUUCCAUGAGACUUUCCUCUUCAUAAGGCUCCCCUGCCUAUGACGUUCCGUUCUCCAUGACGCUCUUUUUCCUUAGAUAUUCCCACACACAAGAUUUCCUCUUCCAUUUGGCUUCCCGUUCCUGACACUUUCCCUCCAUAAGACUACCACUUCUAUCAGGCCCUCUCGUCCAUGAGAUUUCCCCUUCCAUGAGGCUUCCCCUUUCUUGAGGUUCUUUCUUCCAUAAGAUUCCCUCGUCCAUGAGGUUCCCACCUCCAUGAGGUCUCCCCUUCCAUGAGGCUUCCCCUUUCAUAAGCUUCUUUCUUCCAUGAGACUGGGUUUUCUCUUCCAUGGGUUUCCUCUUUCAUGGGACUCCUCCAUUCCAUAAGGCUCCCUCUUUCAUGAGGCUUCCUAUUCCAGGAACUCCCUCUUCAUUGAGGCUUCCCUUUCCAAGAGGCUCCCUCCUCACUGAGGUUUCCUAUUCCAUGAGGUUUCCUUUUCAGUGAGACUUCCCCUUCCAUGAGGCUCCCUCUUCCAUGAGGCUUCCCCUUCCAUGAGGCUUCUUCUUCCAUGAGGCUUCUCUUUCCAUGAGGCUCCCUCUUCCAUGAGGGUUCCCCUUCCAUGAGGCUCCCUCUUCCACGAGGCUUCCCCUUCCAUGGGGCUUCUUCUUCCAUGAGGCUUCUCUUUCCAUGAGGCUCCCUCUUCCAUGAGGGUUCCCCUUCCAUGAGGCUCCCUCUUCUAUGAGGCUUCCCCUUCCAUGAGGUUCCCUCCUCCAUGAGACUCCCCGUUCCAUGAGGCUCCCUCCUCCAUGAGACUUCCCCUUCCAUGAGGCUCCCUCUUCAAUGAGGCUCCCCUUCCAUGAGGCUCCCUCUUUAAUGAGGCUUUUCAUUCAAUGAGGCUCCCUCUUCCAUGAGGCUUCCCUUUCCACGAGGUUAUGACUUUUAUGAGGCUCCACUCUUUCCAAAAGAAAUUGUUUUUCCCGACACUUAGUGUUUCAGAAGCUUCUCGAUGCGCUGCGUUUUGUUUAAUUUUUCAGCCACGAAGGAAGUUGGUAUCAAUGCUCGUUCCUUCAGGGCGCAGCAGCCACCCACGGUAGGCUUGCCCUCCCGGUGCCGCGCCCUCAAGGAGUACCGGGAUGCUUGCAGUCACUGCUUAGGUUUUCAUGUUGUUAAGGCAUUAUCAUGAGCAUGUGUUUUAGGUGAUGGAGUGCCGAUGACCUGAUGACAUGAUAAGAUGUGUUGUUGUUGCUACACGAUGCUUCUUAUUCUGCAUUAUAAGCAGUCACUCUAUCGAUACGACGCCACCUAUCAGGGGCAUGUGUUGAGCGUUGUUCAUUUUGAACAACGCUUAAAAUGCAUUCUUUUCCGAUAAUGACUUAAUUACUUUAUUCAGCAAAGCAAUAUAUUCUUUACUAUUUAUUAUGUAGUCUAUUAAAUAAUCAUUAAUUGGUAA